GUGACACUCGGGAGGCAUCAAGGCAAUAAGGCGCCCAAACCUGUCAACGUCAGUCGUCACUUCGUGAUGGAGAGCUCAAGCUGUCACACGUCACAAGUGGAUGAAUCCCUACCUUACAUCGAUGGAUCGCUCACCUCCACCUUCGUUUGCCUUGGAUCUGAUAUAUAUUCAGCCUUGAAUCCACUGUACACCCACCGGAAAUAUCUACGAGUCCCAUGCCGUCAACGUCCUAUUACACGCCGACCCGGCUACUUCUUUGUCUCCUCCCAUCCCUUCCCUCUCCACCACCGACCCGACUUAGACAUCUUGCUUCAACCCGUCUCAUGAACAUAGCCGGGUAGCCAUGGCUCCCAGUGCUCCGCGUGAUGCACCAAGCUCAAGAGCAUCCCCACGUCUCUCCCCCAACAAUAGACAUCGGCGAGAUUCGUCCCUUUCGACGGCCUCUCGUCCAGACUUGGACCUCGACCGUAUACAUACCACAGCAUCCCGUUCGGAAACGCUCACGACUUUUCAAGAGUUCGCUUCUCCUCCUAGAUCGUCCGUUGGUGUGGAUAGCAAGCAGACUGCUGCCGAAGCUGUGCAAGGGGGCUUCAGCGGGCUGUAUGGCCGUUUAAGAGCAACCGUUGGCGGUGCGCGAGAUCCGAGCCCGGCAAAUGUUGCUUCAACCGCUGAAGCAGCGAGCACCGAGGAGGUAUCCACGCAGAACCAGAAGCAUCGACCCCCGCCGAUUACGGCGAAUUUGCCGCCAUCAACCGUGUUGUCGCCGCCAGCUAUCGAAUCUACCACCACGUCAAGAAUACACUCUCCCUUGGUUUCCAAUUUCGUGGAGACCAAGCCUAUCGGGGAUGAGCCGUCCUCAGGGCAUCCUUCAUUGCGUAGCCUUGCAUCUCAAAAGGAGCCGGGAUCAACCAAGCUGGAUCGAAGCCAAAGCGGGAGUAGACUCGCAGAUGCACCGCAAAGAGGCCAUGGCACAGGGAGAAAUGAACGAUUGGCUACUUUGAGGCCUUUGGAUAUGUUGAAUUCGGAGAACAUUCAACAGCAUACUGGAUUGGUGGAUACCCAGCGCGGUUAUAGAACCUUCCAUCAACGGGCCGGUUCGCAGCCGUUCUCCGAUGUCUCAGGGCAUUUGACACUCGAUAGCUCUCGUGGUGGAGACGGCACCGAAGAAUCAAGUUCAAGAGCCAGCGAUAUUGCUCCGUCUCAGAAUUCUCGCCUAGAGACGUCCUCUUCCCAAUUUGCUCCGUUGCCUACCGUUGGCCAUCUGUCAGUGCUCGCAAAUGAUCAGUCCCUCGGAUUUGAUAGGGUAAAGGGUGCGUCCUCCCUUCUACAGCGAGAGUUGAGCAACAGAGGAGCUCCACCGGAGCUGCCCACAUAUCAAGCAGACCAGACUCCACUUGAUCCAACUGCGUCGAGCCGACCGCCAUUGAUCAAAGUCAGCCAAUCGAACCUUUCCGGCUUUCGUCUAUCUCGGGCUGCCUCUUCCGACGGGGACUUCAGCUCCGUAAACACCGUGUCGGCCGCUGGGCAACCAAAUUUGCGAACGGUGGAGGAUAGUGCGCCGCUUGAUCCAACCACUUUCAAUAUCGGAAGCAAACUCUCGCAGGGACGUCGCAGGAUCCUGGAUAAGUCGUAUUGGAUGAGAGAUGUCAAUGCGAAGGACUGCUUCAAUUGUGGCGAUACUUUCUCUACCUUCCGACGCAAGCAUCACUGUCGGACAUGUGGUCAAAUCUUCGACUCCAAAUGCACCUCUAUCAUCGAUGGGAGACCAUUUGAUUACAACGGGAAUCUCCGAGUAUGCAAGCCAUGUGAGGCCUUUAUCCACGGGACGGAUGAUGACUCAUCGGUGUACACCGACGAGGGCGAUCCAAGGGCACCUGAUGAUAAACGACUACGAGAUCCUGAAGAUCUAGUUCAAAGCUCGAAUGUGGGAAAUUCGAACGUACAGCAUGUCGAUAGAGACCAUACCAAGCUGGCCACGCCGACACUCGGAAUUCCAGUCAGUCGCAGAACGAACGAAUCGAAACGGCGCUCGGCUGUGCUUGAAUUCGAAGGCCAACAGACCCUCGCCCGGCCCAGCUCCUCCCGCUCGUUGCGCUCACUUAGCGGGCGCCCGACUUCUGCUCACAAACGACAUCAGUCACAUCACCAGCACAUGCGGAAUCAUAUGUCCACGCGUGACACCAGGGCUCCAUUUCAGAGAUAUGAGAGAGAUCCGAGACAGCGGACGGCAUUACCGACAUUCCACCAUGACAACAUCAUCGAUCCGGAUAUCGCUCCGUUCAUGUCUGAUGAUGGGUCUAGUGAUGAGGAGAAUCCAAGUAUAUUUGCUGCGCUGAAUGGAGAUACGAAACCGGGGCAGAAGCCGGAAGCGGACCGCUCAGGCAUUUCGGGGCUGAUCGCAUCGGUCCGCAGGGGGAAAUCUCAAAGAGCGGAGCGAAGCAAUGCAGCAUUGAGUGUGACGAGCCGGGAGUACGAUUCGAGUAGUAUGAGCAAGAACCCGCCUCGACAUGCGCGACGAAGGAACCUCAGCACCUCAAGCAUUAACCAACCGGGACUGUCGAUUAAGAAGAGCAAGAGCAACAGUCUCUUGAAAGGUUUCCUCGCCGGAAGUCCCAGCUCCCCUGUCAUCGGCUCACCAGGCGCUGGGUUCUUAGACGGCCCUCGACCGUCACGAAGCAUGUCGAUCCGAUCCCUCGAACCGCCCUCCGUCGAACUGAACCAAGCUAGCCUCCAGCACGUCCGCAAAAUGCUCAAGCAAAUGCUCCAGGACAGCGAGAUCACGAACGGAAAGGCCUGGGAAAAGGCGCUGAUGCCCAUCCUCCUGCAAUGCACCGACGACGUCAGCCCUGACGUGCGCCGCAACGACGACAUCGAUAUCCGGCACUACAUCAAGCUCAAGAAAGUACUCGGCGGCAAGCCGACCGAUACGUCGUACGUGUCCGGCGUGGUGUUCUCGAAAAACAUCGCGCUCAAGAGCAUGCGCACCAACAUUUCCCACCCGCGGAUUGCCAUCGUCACCUUUCCGAUCGAGUACGCACGCGCGCAGCAGCAUUUCAUGAGCUUGGACCCGGUGAUCGCGCAGGAGCGGGAGUAUCUACGGAAUCUCGUGAGCCGGAUCGCCGCGCUGAACCCGAGUUUGCUGCUGGUGCAGAAGAACGUCGCGGGGCUGGCGUUGAAGUUUCUGGACGCGGCGAAAAUCACGGUGAUAUAUAAUGUAAAACCGACGGUGAUCAGCGCCGUCUCGAGAUGUACCCAGGCGCGGCUGAUUACGAGCAUUGAUAAGCUAUACGAUGAUCCGUCGUCGCUGGGGAAGUGUGGGAGUUUUGAUGUCAAGACGUACGUCCAUGGCAGGGCGAAAAAGAGGUAUGUUUUCCUGUCCGGCUGUCAGCGCGAUCUGGGAUGCACUAUUGUCCUUCGCGGCGAAUCCACUGAAGGUCUUCGUCGAUUGAAGCGGGUAACCGAGUUCAUGUGUUACGUGGUCUACAAUCUCAAGCUGGAGACAUGCCUCAUGCGCGAUGAGUUCGUUGCAAUCCCUACGUCGCUUGCGGGCGGGACUUUAUCACCAGACAAAGGUCGGCCGUCGAUCGGCCCUGAACCUUCUGAUUCGGAGACGUUCAAGUCCCUUUCGACUGCGCAAGGCGAAUCGGGACAAGGCGCAGUCUCCUCGUUGUACACGGACAUGGUAGAGAAGCACAAAACGAAGAUCCUCUCUGCUUCUCCGUUCGUGCAGUUCAUGCAGCCUUAUCUGCUCACCCGAGCGCGCGAGCAAGAGGCGCAGCUCGCGUAUCUGAAGUUAUUGCGCGAUCAGUAUCGCGAUGCGGGCGAUGACGAACGAGAUGGGACGCCGGAAGAGUUUGCGCUAGUGCAACCCGAGAUGGUUCACCGCGUGGUCGAGAAGCCGUCGCGACAAGUCCGGGAAUUUUUGUUCGCCGUUCAUGCUGCGGAGUACGACAAGGCAUUGCACAAUUAUCGGACGCAGAAAAGGCAGUGGGAGACGUAUGUCAGUGGAAAUCUGGACAUCUUUGAUCCGUUCACGCAUCAGCGGAUCGCGGUUCUCUACAGUAUGGUCAACACGGUUACCUCAACUCCGUGUGUCGGACCGGAGAUCAUCCCCCUCAGUUACUAUACACAGCAUGACCUGGACGAAGGGUUUGCCGAAGAUAUCACGCUCGGCCAAUACGUCGAGCACCUCUGUAACGACGCCAACCUCACCUGCCAAAUCAGCGGAUGCGACCAGAAGCUUUACAACCACCAUCGACAAUAUGUCCAUGGCAACGGACAGAUGAGCAUCUUGGUGCAGAAGUACCUAGCGAAGAUCCGUGGCCUGCAUAACGCCGUGUUAAUGUGGAGCUGCUGUCGCAUUUGCGGCAUGGAAACGCAGGUCAUCCCCAUGUCUGAUAACACCUGGAAAUACUCCUUCGCGAAGUACCUUGAGCUCACAUUUUGGAGCACGGGGUUGAAGCCGCGCUCCGAGGAUUGCGAUCAUGACAUCCACCGCGACCACGUGCGAUACUUCGGAUUCAACAACAUGGCGCUCAGCAUCCAAUACGAUAAGAUUGAGUUAUACGAAGUGAUUGUCCCGCGGCCUACGAUCAACUGGAAAGUCGACUCCGAUCUGCGUCUCAAAAACGAACUGUUCCAGAAAAGCCUAGCGCGCUUCGAUCGCUUCAUGCAAUCGGUUUGCGUCCGGAUCGACGGGAUCCACGUCGAGGGCGUCGUCCCCGAAAAGGCCGAGGAGUGCCGCGCCGAGCUCGAGAAGCUCGCCCUGCUAGCCGACGCGGAUCAGCAAGCCCUCACCAAACGCCUGCAGGACGAAUACAUGAACUCGAAAUACUAUGAAAUCGUGCCGAUGAACCGCGCGAUCAAGGCGAUGCAGGAAUGCGCCAUCACCUGGGACGACAUCUUCGCGGAGUUCGAACGCAACUUCUUCCCGUCCGAGAAAGACAUCCGGCGGAUGGCGGCGCUACAGCUGCGGAAAUUCUUCCUCGAUACCAAUGAGAGUACGCCCAGUAUCGAGGAGACAGAGAGUCAAGGCAUCGAGAGCACCAGUGCCGAGAAGAACGAGGGGAUUCUGCUGACGCCGAAGCCGAGCGAUCUGAGCGCGGAGGAGGCGGAGAAAAUGUUGACGAGCGUAGUUGCGGAGCAGUCGCCGCCAACUCCAACACAUGUGGAAAAGGAUGCGGACGGGCUACCACGCACGCCGAAGAAGAGCCUGAGCCCUGAUAGGCAGCAUUAUAACUUAGGUAUGGAGGAAGCGACUCCGAGGGCGCUAGACCCCAUGUCAAGUAAGAGUGUCAAGCAUCUGGAUCUUGCUGUGAGCGCAGGAGCGUCGAACCUGACGCCAACUCCGGGUUCUCUGUUGGAGUGGGAACAGUCGAGCGCGUCCGAUAGUACUUUGAGGCCAUCGGGGCUGUUGCCGCCAGAGGUGAGGCGCCCGGCUACCGACACUGGUGCUACGGGUUCGCUGUCUAGUCCAGAACGAAAGGCUCGGCCAGAACCCUUGCCUUCGCUCACAGUUCCUGGACCACCUGAACCGCUACCUGAGUCCAAGAUCCCGAGACCGACAUCCAUCCAUGCGCCACCACUCCCACGCACGCAAUCAACCCCCAAUCACACCCUAGCAAAAGAUGCUGGUACCAUCUAUGGAGGUGGGGAGUCUUCCUCUAAAAUCAGCUUGACAGAGGACAUGCGCGCUCUCACCCAGCGAAUGUCCGAACGGUUCAACUUGAGGCACUAUAAGAACAUGAAAUAUCCGGCCCGCUCAAUGAUUCCACGCUCGGUGCCUUCAGAGAAGGGGAACGUCUCGUCCCUAGCGAAGCACUUCGAGCAGCUGAGUCGCGAGUUCGAGAAGGAGCGUCAGCGUGAACGGAGGCAACAGACUGCGCGCGGGCGUCCGACCCGGGCGUUUCCACUGGCGUCGUCGAAGCCCAUCGUCGAAGUGUAUCGAAAUGCACACGAGGCAGUGCGAGAGCGGGACGUGGGCGAGGAUGACCAGAUCUCUCAAGGAAGACCGAGCACCGAAGCGAGUACCUUUGGCUCAAGUACCUUGGACGAAAUCACGACAGCGGAGGGCACUCAACCAACCACCGUCUCGCACUCUCCGACGAAUGAGCGGGACACUGACUCUACUAAGGACUCGGUCACUGAGGAGACAUCUGAGCACCGUGCAGUUCAUACCCCUUCUGAUGCGGAACUUACCGAUGCGGAACAAACCCCCUUCGACGACGUCGAAGCACAAGAAAGUCGGCCGUCCAGCCAAGUUCUCUCGCCCACCGAGUCCCAACUCGACGUCAAUAUCGAGCUCCCCAAGCAUGAGAAGCUCUCCCUGGUCAAGAUGCUGACAUCCUUCUGGUCCGAGCGGUCCGCAUCCGGGUGGGCGCCGCUCGACUACCCGUUGAGAUCCAGCGAACACACAUGGGAAGACUCCGAUAUCAUCGUUCGCGAAGACGAACCCAGUUCCAUCAUCGCGCUGGCGUUGUCGAGCGCGGACUACCUUGCGAAGCUAGAAUCGUUCCGGCGAGAGCCGGCGAUGGAUAAGCCGAGCGAUGAGGAGUGGAGCGAGAGGGACGAGGACAUCUCGAUCGAGCGGAACUUGCUGUAUCAGAAGAACACGAACAUCCGAUACGCAUUCCAGAACCGCAACGUGAAGGCCCAAUGCAAGAUCUUCUAUGCCGAGUCGUUCGACGCGAUUCGUCGCAAGUGCGGCGUGGCCGAUCGGUUCGUCGAGUCGCUUUCUCGGUGUCUAAAAUGGGACUCCAAAGGCGGGAAGACGAAGUCGCUCUUCUUGAAAACGCUCGAUGAUCGAUUCGUGCUAAAAUCAUUGUCCCCCAUCGAGGUCAACGCGUUCUUCAAAUUCGCCCCCAAUUACUUCUCCUUCACGCACCAGAACCUCUUCAAAGGACUGCCGUCCGUAAUCGCGAAGAUGCUGGGCCUCUUCCAGGUGACGAUCCGCAACACCGCGUCGGGCACCGAAUUCAACUGGUUCAUGCUCGUGAUGGAGAACCUGUUCUACGAGCGGCAGCCGAACCGCCGGUUCGACCUCAAAGGCAGCAUGCGCAACCGGAAGAUCCAAAGCACGGGCGAGGAAGACGAGGUGCUGCUCGACGAGAAUCUCGUCGACAUCAUCUUCGAGAAGCCGAUCUUCGUGCGCGACCACACCAAGAAGCUCUUGCAGGCGUCCGUGUUCAACGACACGCUAUUCCUCGGCAAGCAGAAUGUCAUGGACUACUCGCUUAUGGCUGGGUUCGACGACAAGCGACGCGAGAUCAUCGUGGGGAUCAUCGACUGCAUCCGCACGUACACCUGGGACAAGAAGCUGGAGACGUGGAUCAAGGAUCGGGGGAAGAACAAGCCGACGAUCACGUCGCCGAAGGAUUACCGGAAUCGGUUCCGCAUCGCCAUGGCGAGCUAUAUUCUGGAGGCGCCGAAUUGUUGGCAUCCAUUUCACCAGGGGAUGGGGCAGAGGAGGACGGUGCCGGCGGUGCGGUGGGAGCCGCAGAAGGCGGAUAUUGAGGAACAGGAGGUGGAAGGUGAUACGGAUGCGCAGGCGCUUGUGGGUGGGAGUGGGGCUCCGUCGCUUACGUGA
Molecule: messenger RNA, 7585 nt
Organism: Eremomyces bilateralis CBS 781.70
Lineage: Eukaryota; Fungi; Ascomycota; Dothideomycetes; Eremomycetales; Eremomycetaceae
Exons: 2
Coding region: 344-7585 (2413 amino acids)
Biological process (GO): phosphatidylinositol phosphate biosynthetic process
Cellular component (GO): endosome membrane; fungal-type vacuole membrane
Molecular function (GO): 1-phosphatidylinositol-3-phosphate 5-kinase activity; metal ion binding; ATP binding
Source: RefSeq, a predicted model, not a curated record